This is a messenger RNA of Lotus japonicus, 1254 nucleotides long. RefSeq names its product probable mitochondrial import inner membrane translocase subunit TIM21. Lineage: Eukaryota; Viridiplantae; Streptophyta; Magnoliopsida; Fabales; Fabaceae. Gene Ontology annotation, cellular component: TIM23 mitochondrial import inner membrane translocase complex. Gene Ontology annotation, biological process: protein import into mitochondrial matrix. The transcript is spliced from 7 exons. The record is from RefSeq and is a predicted model, not a curated record. Bases 90 to 821 code for a protein of 243 amino acids.
UUGAAGUGAAGUAGUGUCUCUGAACCCUCUCUUCAGAAGACAGUCUCCGUUGGUUCCAGUUUGUGUUUGUUUCUUCGCCGCAGACAAACAUGUUUCGCAUUCGCAGAAUCCUAUGUCAUCGUGCCGCCGCAGCAGCAUGGACCCGCAAUGCAGCCUCCGUCUCCGAAACCCGUUCUCUCCUUCACCCUCCUCUUCCUUCCUCCCUAGAUGCAGGAAUCAGAGAAAACCAUAGAUCACCCUCGUUUGCAAGGUUCCUUUCAUCAAGAGCAAAACGUGAACCAGGGCAAAGUACAGAAAAGACCAAAAAGGAAAUAUCAAAGGUUGAGGAUACCUUUGAUGAUGCUCCUACAUAUCAUAUUCCAGAGAAGCCAGUAACGUUUGUAGAGGGAGCAUCCUACAGUGUGAUAAUUCUUGCUGGGCUUGGGGUUGCGGCUGCUGCGGGAUAUGCUGUCUUCAAGGAGCUUAUAUUUCAACCAAAAGAGUACAAGAUCUAUAACAAGGCUCUCAAGAGAAUUCAAGAUGAUCCUCAAGUCAGAGUGAGGAUUGGAAACCCAAUUACAGGUUACGGUCAAGAGAGUAGAAAUCGUGCUGCUCGCCAAAGAAUUCCUCACAGGGUAUGGACUGAUGAAGACAAUGUUGAGCAUGUAGAGGUGAAUUUCUAUAUUCGGGGCCCUCAUGGACAUGGAAAAAUAUUCGCAGAGAUGUUCAAACCAGCUGACAAUGAAUGGCAAUUCACAUACUUGAUUGUUGAGAUUAAAGCACCCUCUCCAGCACAACUAAUUCUAGAGUCAUAUAUUCCAGCUUACAAUGCAAACAAGUAGCAUAGAUGAGAAAAGGUCUUUGAUAUUGGUCCACUACUGGAGGCUGCAUUUUUCAGCUAUCAGCAUUGACCACCUAAGCCGGUCCGUGUUCCAAAAGGGAUGAAAAUUGAGAGAAAGAAAGACAAUUGAAGAAAUAACAUAAUAUGGGAACCUGGAUCCCAAAUCUCAGGUUCAGUUCCUUUUUUUUUUUCUUUCAUUUAAAACCUGCAGAUGUGAGGAACAGUUUUGGGCUAGGAUCUUAGUAACGAUGACCGCUGCGAUUUGUUUGUCUUUCAGAGCAAUUGAGAAUGCCAUGUACUUCUAAAUAAUUUAUUAUUAUUAAUGACUUCCAUACAGCUUGGUUUGUGAAGCACAUUGAAUAGCUGGAAGUUGGAUGCUAAUUUGUUGAGGAUGAAUACGGGAUUGUAGCCAAAACGAAAAUUGAUUUGGAUCA